Molecule: messenger RNA, 4548 nt
Organism: Pleuronectes platessa (European plaice)
Lineage: Eukaryota; Metazoa; Chordata; Actinopteri; Pleuronectiformes; Pleuronectidae
Product: protein ABHD8
Exons: 5
Coding region: 1022-2440 (472 amino acids)
Molecular function (GO): catalytic activity
Source: RefSeq, a predicted model, not a curated record
UUAUUUUGUGAUAGGGAAAGGACAAUGUAACAACAGAUAUUGGUCGGGCUCUACUUGCAGCUGAGCUGACAUUUAAAAACCUUCACAAAUAGUCAGAUACAUUUAGGCCUGCAGUAGUUUCAAUCAGACUCGCAGCUCAUGUGUCUCUUGUGCCAGCGCUCCAUGUUGAUGUUUGUGGAAAAGGGACAGUCGGUUGACAUUCACCCAGCUCCAGCAGGAUGUAAUUGGAGAGCCCUUGAUGCACUGACCUUCAGACAAUCCUGCAGAGAACACAGACACAUGCACACAUGAACCCCCCCCCCCCUGUGUGGUUAGUGGUUAUAAAUUGGAUGUUUCUCAACAAUUGACUGAAAUAUGGAGCAAAAUUUUAACAAACACAAACAUGGAAUCCUUGUAUUUGUGAUAAGGUGAUUGAAUCUCCUCUAGUUUCAGUUAUGUGUGUGUUCAAACUCGUAAGGUAUUACAUUUUGUCUUGUGUCGAUAUGUAGUUGGAACACAGGCAUGAUCUACAGAACAUGUAACAUGGAAUAUUUUGAGCAUUGAUGUGACUAUCAGCCCUGCAGGCGGUGAGGUGCACACUGAGCUCAGCUUAAGAGGAAACAGUAAAGCCUUACAGUGUGACUCUUACCACUCUGUUUCCUGGAGAUAACCAGCCUGUGGUUGUACUAAAACUGAGGACUAGUGAUGCUUCACUUACACAACAUGACAUACUGUAGUUUAGCUGUGACUGGAAGAUAUCCGAGAGUUUUAUUCGUCUACUCUCCACUGGAAAUGGUGAUAUCCUGGAAAACUGCCAUCACACUGCGAGGAGACAUGCUGUAUGCAGGCAUGUUUACGGUCAUGCCAGAUGACUGGUUGUUUUCUAUUUAUAUAUCCUGACUCUGCCCAUGUGAAAAGGACAGGUUAUUAAUAGAAAACAUGGAGGCCGGCUUGACAUAGGGAACAAGUUUUACUUUCAUGCUGUUCUGUUUGUCGAUGUGGAUCCAUGAGUGCUUAAUGCUUCGUCACCCAGGUGAGCGUCAUGCUGACCAGCAUCACUGAGGGGAUCCUCUGCUGCCUGACUGGGAAGGCUGCCAGUCUGGUCUUACCCCUGGAGUCGUCAGAACCCUCUGAUGGGUUUGAGUUUGUGGAGGUGAAACCUGGAAGAGUCCUGCGAGUGCGGCACAUCGUCCCUGAGCGUCAGCCCAUAGUAACAGAGGACCAAGUUGCAGACAAAGAGAAAACAGACGGGAACCGCGCUGAUGAAGGCUCUCCUCGCUGUAAUGAGAGCAACACUGGCAGCAGUGUCCACUGCAAGAGGAAGAUCACUGUCUACCGCAACGGCCAGUUGGUAAUUGAGAAUCUCGGUGACGUUUUGCACUCUGAGAUCCUGCAGUGUCAGGAUGGGGAUCUGGAGCCAUGCAGCACAGUGGAGGUGGAGCUGGCAGACUACAAAGAAAUAGCCUCCUCUCCAGACCCCAAACCUGUUCCUCCUCCAGUUCCUCCGCCUCAUGGGGAACAGAAGCCUGCUCCGCCUCCUCGCCGCCGCCGUCGCAAGCCAAAGCGCACAGUGGCUAUAGACUCAAAUAGGGUGAUCGCUAGCUGCAAAGGGACGCACUCAGACGUGGCGUUGUUCUUUGUGCAUGGCGUGGGAGGCUCUCUGGACAUUUGGGGCAGCCAGCUGGACUUCUUCUCUCGGCUGGGCUAUGAGGUCAUUGCGCCGGAUCUGGCGGGGCACGGCGCCAGCACUGCCCCACAGAUUGCAGCAGCUUAUACUUUUUAUGCCCUGGCUGAGGAUCUACGCGCCAUCUUCAAGAGAUACGCUCGGAAACGCAACAUUCUCAUCGGCCACUCAUAUGGGGUGUCAUUUUGCACCUUCCUGGCCCAUGAAUAUCCCGAUUUAGUCCAUAAGGUGGUGAUGAUCAAUGGAGGAGGUCCCACAGCUCUGGAGCCCAGCCUCUGCUCCAUAUUCCAGCUGCCAUCCUGCGUCCUUCACUGUCUGUCACCCUGUCUGGCCUGGAGCUUCCUCAAAGCGGGAUUUGCUCGUCAGGGCACAAAAGAAAAGCAGCUGCUGAAGCAGGGCAAUGCCUUCAACGUGUCACCGUUCGUCCUGCGAGCCAUGAUGAGCGGCCAGUACUGGCCAGAGGGGGAUGAGGUCUACCAUGCUGAACUCACCGUUCCCAUCCUUCUGGUUCAUGGCAUGUGUGACAAGUUUGUGCCCAUGGAUGAGGAUCAGCGCAUGGCAGAGAUCCUCCUAUUUGCCUUCUUAAAAGUCAUUGAGGAAGGCAGUCACAUGGUUAUGAUGGAGUGUCCCGACACUGUCAACACUCUCCUCCAUGAGUUCUUCUUGUGGGAACCCGACAUGUCCAAGAAAGACAGCAGCAAGACAGACACAGGGAAGACAGUGGCUGCCAGUGACACUCUCCACACGCUGAAAAUCAACAAGUCGAUGGAUAAAUAACCAACAAGGACGUCUAGUUUAAUCAAGCAGAAGGCCUUUUAUGGCAUGUUGGCGUGUGUUCUUAAGGCUGCUGCCAGGCUGAGAGCUGUUAUAUACAGGGCCACAUCUUAAGGAUGUGGGCGGCCGCUGGUGCUUCAAGAUAAAGCAGGACUUAGGGCGUGGUGCCAACAAGAGUACGAUGGGACAAACAUUAAGACGAGAGGAACAGAUGCAAAUUCAAAGUCGGUGUCUGCUUUGCUUUUUGAUACAAGUCUGUGCUCCAUCACGUUACGUUUGCAAAAUGUGACAAUAUCUGGAAAACAAAAGGACUAUGUCCACUUGUGAUGUGUGUUUGAAAUGUUUCUUGUGAAGAACUGACUAUGGCAAGAUGCAUAAGGCAUAUGAUCCAUGAAAUGGUGUCUGAAGCUCCUCACCUUCAUCUUAAAUACUCUGUAAAGUACUGUCGAGCUUCUGUUCUGCCCUUGUUGAACAGAUAUUAUUUUAUCAUUGGGCCCAUCUUACAUCUGAUUUGAGUGAGAACCUGGCAAAUGUAUUGAAUUGAGGAAUUACAGAUGCCAGGAUGAUGGCUCACAAUAGGAUUACACUGUUGAUAAUAUUAAUUUAUUUUAAAAUAUUGACUGGAGUGUAAAAUAAUAGAUAUGAUAAUAAUAAAAUAGAUAAUAACAUUAAUAUGCUGAUAUACGUGCAAAAUGCAAUUAUUAAUUGCAUCACCUUUAUAAAUAAAUAACAUUAUUCCUGGAAGAAAAACAAAAACUCAAUGAUCACCUGUGAACCUUUUAACCAGCCCCUUUCACUGUCUGCACCAUCUCCAACAUGAAGACUCACAAUUACACAAAGUGUAAGGGACAUUGACUCAUCUGAUCUAAACAACAGCACUUUACUUUCCAUAUAUUGAAUUUAUAUCAAAACUAAAUCCAGAAAGAAAUACAUGUGACUAAGCACAAUGUAAUCAAUUCAUACAUUCAUAGUUGCAUGGAAAUUAAAUAAUAUUCAACAGGAGAUGUUGACAGAUGUAAACAAACAUGGAUGCCAAAUAAUGAUUCUCCUCCUUAAUCUAGCAGCCAUUUCAACAGAACUAUAUAAUAUCCUAAGGAUACAAAGUACUGAGGCCCUGAAUGAUUUCAGAGUAGGAAAAGGUAUGGCUUCAGACAGCUGCAGUAUAUUCUCAUAUUGAAAAAAAAAAAAGAUUUCCCAGUGCACUCCUCUCUAAUCAAAUGAGUGUUAUUCUAAGUGUGUAAGUAUUAUUUUUGCCUUUAUUCUGAAAUAACAGCAACUGCCAUAACAAAUUGUGGUUGUAUUGACCGCUUUAUGCUGUUGUAUCUCGAAGCUGAUAAAUGCAAACCAAGUGUGUGUUCUCCUAUUACUCUGCAGUCCACCCUAUUUAUCUAAUAGUGUCAGACUGAACGAAUUAUGCUCACUGAAAGACAUUCAUUUAUGGGUGCUGCUUUGUCUCAUAGUGGGACAGUAAGGUGCGAGUAAAAUGACAGUGUAUUUCUCUCCCCUGUUACUCUUUAUCUGCUGACUGGAUGGUUUAUACUGUUUGGAAUUGCAGACGGUGCAAAGUGGUGGAUUUGAAACUGGGUCAAAUGAUGCUAAAAAAUCUAUUAUGAAUCAUGCAAAGGAGAAAGUCCCCUUCUGAGGGACAUUUGCUCUGACCAUGCAGGUUGUAAUAUAUGCAUUUUGACAGAAUGCGGAUGCAAUGUGAUUGCUCCUAUGCAAAUGGCACAAAGAGAGAUAGAAUGGAAAUAAACUGGCCCGGCCCUGACACUUCUAAAACAUUAUCUGUUCUCUACAGAAACCAACAAAUGCUGCUGAUGCAAAGUACUGUAUGUUUUCUUUGGUGGGAUUGAUCAGUAAAACUGUAUGGACUACAGGGUGCACAUCUACUUCCUCUUAUGCUAAAAGUGUGCAUAUACAAAUUGUCAGUGCUCAUAUGUGCUAUAUCUUUUUGUCGUUAAAAUGUGCUAAUGUUGUUGUUGCAUUUAUUCAUGGAGUUCAUAUUAUAUGCACUACCUCCGUACAGAUGCAUAUAACAUUAUAUAUCCUGUGAAAACAGUUGGAGUCAGUGUAUGAAUGUACCAUUCAAAAUAAAACAGAUGUUCACAGUC